This is a messenger RNA of Rhodamnia argentea, 1935 nucleotides long. RefSeq names its product SURP and G-patch domain-containing protein 1-like protein. Gene Ontology annotation, molecular function: RNA binding. Gene Ontology annotation, cellular component: nucleoplasm. The transcript has 9 exons. Gene Ontology annotation, biological process: RNA processing. The record is from RefSeq and is a predicted model, not a curated record. NCBI's taxonomy places the organism in Eukaryota, Viridiplantae, Streptophyta, Magnoliopsida, Myrtales, Myrtaceae. The coding region runs from base 197 to 1552 and encodes 451 amino acids.
CGAGCGCCUCACGUUCCGUGCACGUCCUCCUCCUUUGGUCUGCGCUUGUCGUUUCAGAUUUUGGGUUGCGCAUCGCCACCCGCAGGUUGUCGCUCUUACCUGAUUCGGCUCGAUUUGCCCCGCGUUCAAAUUGGUUAGGAAUGGGUGUUGAAUUUGACGUCCCGUUUACAGACUGAGCUCAGUUGGUUGUUUGCUCAUGGAAAAGGAAGCAUCGUCUAGCCUUUUCGUUAAUGAUGGUUCCUUCAUGGAGAGGUUCAAACAGCUUCAGCAAGAAAAAGCAAGGGAUACAAGUGAUCCAUCAGGAGAUCCCAAACAGAGUUCAAUUGUUUCAAGAUCUGGGAACCCUAGUGCUUCCAAAACACAAUUGGAUAGCAAGGCUAAUAAUUCUGGAAAGUCCAGUCAGCCUUUAUCCGGUGGUAAACUUGCAUUCAGCUUGAAACAGAAGUCAAGGCUUGUUGCACCUCCAGUUAAGCUAGCUGCAGAUGAGGAUGAAGAUGAUGCUGAUGCUAGGGGUAAUUUGGGUGACACGUCAGUUAAACGGAGGAAAUUAAUCAAGCAGGAAGCCUAUGAGGAAUCAUCAGGACGGGAUGAUGUUGCACCACCUUCCCCAAGCGAUCCUACAGUAAAGAAAGUUGCGGACAAAUUAGCCAGCUUUGUGGCCAAAAAUGGAAGGCAUCUCGAAGAUAUGUCUCGCCAGAAAAAUCCUGGGGAUACUCCAUUCAGGUUUUUAUUUGACAAAACCUGUGCUGAUUACAAGUACUACAAGUACCGGCUUGCUCAGGAGGAAAAUGCCCUUUGGCUUGCUCAGGAGGAAAAUGCCCUUUGGCUUGCUCAGGAGGAAAAUGCCCUUUCUUUAGAGAGCAAGGAACCUCAGAAAUCUCGCAAUGGUGGAGUAGGUAUACCAGAGUCAAGAUCAAAUUCUGGCUCCCAAAGGAUACUCAACAGCCAGGCCCAUCACUUAAGUUAUCAAACUCCUGCUUCAGCAUUGUACGAAGCUACAGAUGGUUCUGGAGUUGCUUCAGAUAGGAACGGUGAGUCAGGUUCUACAGCAAGUGCAGAUCCUGUAGCAAUGAUGGAAUUUUACAUGAAAAAGGCUGCCCAGGAGGAGAGGAGGAGACAACCUAGACAAUCAAAAGACGAAAUGCCUCCACCUACUUCUCUUCAAGGACCCUCCAAGAAAGGUCAUCACAUGGGUGAUUUCAUUCCUCCAGAAGAGCUUGAAAGGUUUUUGGCUUCAUGUAAUGAUGCCUCUGCCCGAAGGGCUUCUAGAGAGGCUGCUGAAAGGGCCAGGAUUCAGGCUGAUAAUGUUGGCCAUAAGCUUUUGUCAAAAAUGGGUUGGAAAGAAGGUGAGGGUCUUGGAAGCUCUAGAAGCGGUAUUGCUGAUCCAAUCAUGGCUGGUGAAGUGAAGAAAAACAACUUGGGUGUUGGUGCUCAUAAUCCUGGAGAGGUGAAGCCAGAAGAUGAUAUAUAUGAGCAGUAUAAAAAGAGGAUGAUGCUUGGAUAUCGUUACCGACCAAACCCUCUGAAUAAUCCUCGAAAAGCGUACUAUUGAACAAGUUCGGUCUUACCUCUAUGCGAAGACUGGUGGAUAUUGUUAGAAUCAUGCAGAGCUUUCAGGAGAGAGAUGAAAGUUUCCUAGUGUCUAUUGAAUUCGUCUGGAUUUGUUCUAUUCAAUUUCUUGCCUAUGAAAGUCUCCUCUUUUGGGCGCUAAUUCGGCGGGCCUUGUUAUUUUCUUUUUCCUUUGUUAGGGUUGGUGGGGGGUUUGGCGAAAUUGACAUUGUUCUGUAAGAGUUUCUGACGAUGCAAUGUCGAACUUCAUUUGUAGUUUAGAGAUGAAUGUGCUAAUGUCAUCACCUGGCUGGUUCCGUGGCAACUCGGUUGGAACUUCUAUCUGAAGAAUCUUUCGUGAAAUAUCCACCGUUGCCAGUUGCUUGA